GUACAUACUAUAUGAGUUGUCAAAAUGAUUUCAGGCUCAAUCCUUCGAUAGUCCUUUAUAACCUCGGUCAUCGCAUGAUCUUCUCAAUAAACUUGGGCUGAUUCUUCUCGUUAUUAACAGCACUAACACGAGUGCCGAGUUGUCUGUUCCCAGAAUCGCAUACAGUCGCAAGAAUCAACCAAAAUGGUUCAAUAUCCAUUUCCGAUACCGGAUGGGUCGCCAUUCCCUAUAUUGAACAUUCCCUUCGGCAUCUUUCACACUGUGGAUAAUUCUGAUCCGCGGCCAGGUACUGCGGUUGGUGAUCAUGUUUUAGACCUUAGAAUCCUCAUCCAGAACGGACUGCCUGUAGAUGAGUCUGUGAAUGAAGCACUGGCAUCGUCCACACUGAAUGACUUUGCUACGCUGGCGGUUGAUGUACGCAACUCCCUCCGGAAGUCUAUUCAAGAAGCCCUGCGAGAUGAGUCCUCUAUCGUGUACCGAGAGGAUGCCGGCAUCAUCGCAGCCGACCAAGUCACCAUGCAUGUCCCAAUGAAAAUUGGCGGCUUUACGGACUUUAUGUGCUCACUGGAACACGUCCAAACUAUGGGCCGUAUGGCAGGAUACAAUGAAGUCCCUCAAAACUUCUUCGAUCUACCAGCAGCAUACAACGGCAGAGCAUCAUCCGUCAUUGCCAGUGGCCAGAACGUCACCAGACCUCACGGUAGCAUUCCCGGACCCAAUGGUGCAACGUAUGCUCCCAGCCAGAAGUUCGAUUUCGAGCUCGAAAUGGGCGUUUUUAUCUCUAACCCUAUCAAAUAUGGUGAACCGACUCCCGCGUCUAGAGCUCGUGACCAUGUUUUUGGGUUCGUUCUUCUGAAUGACUGGAGUGCGAGAGAUAUCCAAUUCUAUGAGAUGGCUCCAUUGGGACCAUUUAAUGGAAAAGCUACAGCGACGAGUAUUUCGCCUUGGAUCGUGACAGUUGAGGCGUUGGAGGAGGCUGGUGCACUACUAACUACCGAAAAUCUGGGUCUGAGAGGAGGAAAGAACACGACCAUUCCGUUUCUUCGAUGUCAAGACGAUGUCGCAGUAAGGGUUUCUACAUCAUUGUCCCGGAACGGAGUGACCGAAGACCUGCUCGGAAAGUCUGAUCUGAAGCACCUCCACUGGUCUCCAUUUCAGAUGGUAGCUCACCACAGUAGCUCUGGAUGCGGUCUAGACACGGGUGACUUACUCGGCACUGGUACCCUCUCUUCUAGCACCGACCAGAUCAAAGACUUUGGAAGUGAUCAUGACGUGAUUCGUAGGUCAGGUUGUUUGGCGGAGCUCGUUCUAGGUGGCACUAGGCCUUUCACUCUAUCUAAUGGGUCUGAAUUGGUUUGGUUGGAAGACGGUGAUACUGUUAGUAUGGAAGGAUGGGCUGGCUCGGGAGAUCGUGUAAUCGGAUUCGGAAAGGUAUCUGCCAAAAUAUUGCCUGCCAAUGAAUUCCCUUGAUGCGCUUUAUGAGGCACUAGGCUAUGUGUAGAUAUAUAUACAUGAUGACUUCAUGCCAUUUGUGAAGAGAAACCUGUCAACAGAUCCA
Molecule: messenger RNA, 1558 nt
Organism: Fusarium odoratissimum NRRL 54006
Lineage: Eukaryota; Fungi; Ascomycota; Sordariomycetes; Hypocreales; Nectriaceae
Exons: 5
Coding region: 184-1470 (428 amino acids)
Biological process (GO): L-phenylalanine catabolic process; homogentisate catabolic process; L-tyrosine catabolic process
Molecular function (GO): fumarylacetoacetase activity
Source: RefSeq, a predicted model, not a curated record